AUGUUGGCAACCCACCCCAGAACAGCCGUUUCGUCGUCCCGUUCCGUCAACAGCCCCGAUUCAGGAGCCGUCGAAGGCCCCAAAUCUCAAGAGGAGACCUUGAUGCAACAAGAAGACCUCGAGUCAGCGAUGGAGAUUGAGAUGCUAAAGCAUCACCUCGACCUUCCCGAGCGUCAUCCCGAGAAGAACGAACUUGACGAGAUCCUAUCGGCCCCGUUGUUCACGUACCCGGUCUUGAAGCACGCCCAAAACCUCUCAUCUGGAAGCUCCAGAGGUUCCCCCCAAUACGCGCUUUUCGCCGGAGACGUAGAGGGCCUCGAUACUUACAGUACAUUCGACAACGUGAAGGUUGAAGAGUUGAGAUUGAACGAAUCGGAUCUGAACACAAAGCGCAUGCUUGAUCUCAUGGCAUUUGGCGAUAAAAACCAACCACUGUACCUGCAGGUAAUCCUGAGAAUCCUGAGAGACAUGCGUAUCGCACAGCAAAAAACCAGAUCGACUUUCAAGUACGAUGAUUUUGUCCAAAAAAUCAAGCGAGAGGCCUUGGCGCCUGAUCAGAUGCGACCCCUCAACCAGCGGCUGGACACGUUGGAGAGCUUUAUUGCUCCAAGACAAGGUAGGCUCGAAGCUUGCACCAGCAACACAACCGGUACUGAUUGGACUCCUAUUGCCGGGGAGCUGAUCAUUGUGGACCUGUCGUGCCCGUGCGUUACGGCGGCCAUGGCCUGUUCGCUGUUCAACAUCUGCCUCUCAAUAUUCCUUGAGCAGAAAACACUACUAGGUCGCGUCGUCGCCCUAGACGAGGCGCACAAGUAUAUGGGUGAAACGGCUGAAUGCGAAGGGCUCACGAACAAUCUCCUCUCGGUCAUCCGCCUGCAACGUCAUCUCGGCGCGCGAGUCUUCAUCUCGACACAAGAGCCCACGAUAUCACCGAAGCUGCUUGACUUGUGCAGCAUCACCAUUGUGCACCGGUUCACCUCUCCAGACUGGCUCAGGGUCCUGAGUCAGCAUCUGGCUGGAAUCUCCACCGGAGCCCGGAUUGCCAGAAUGCUCGACGAUAAGGAACAUGGAGACACUGAGGCAGUGAACGAGCGGAAUGGCGCUAGCGGCUUGCGCGGCGUGAUAAUCUCCUCGCAAGAUCCGAUUCUCGAGCUCUUUGCGCGUAUUGUUAAGCUCGGGACCGGGGAGGCGUUGGUGUUUGCGCCAAGUGCUGUUGUCGACUUGGAGAAGAAGAUUGAGGGGGGUGUGAUGAAGACGACCCAUAAGCGACUAGCGCAUCAUGUUACGCAUGUCAUCGUGAGACAUCGGGUUACCACAGACGGAGGCCAGAGCGUCAUGGCAGCUUAG
This is a messenger RNA of Anthostomella pinea, 1347 nucleotides long. The record is from the annotation of a GenBank genome assembly. NCBI's taxonomy places the organism in Eukaryota, Fungi, Ascomycota, Sordariomycetes, Xylariales, Xylariaceae.